UUGGCCGUAUAGUGUUCGAGCUCUUUGCUGAUGUGGUCCCUAAAACGGCAGAGAAUUUUCGGGUUCUGUGUACUGGUGAAAAGGGGAUUGGCACCAGCACAGGCAAACCCCUGCAUUACAAGGGCUGUCCAUUUCACCGCAUCAUCAAGAAAUUUAUGAUCCAGGGUGGAGAUUUUUCUAAUCAGAAUGGAACUGGAGGAGAGAGCAUAUAUGGAGAUAAAUUUGAGGAUGAAAACUUUUACUAUAAGCAUGACAAAGAGGGGCUUCUCAGCAUGGCCAACGCCGGCCCAAACACAAAUGGCUCGCAGUUCUUUAUAACCACCGUUCCAACGCCACACCUGGAUGGGAAGCACGUGGUCUUUGGCCAAGUGCUAAAGGGAAUGGGGGUGGUGAAGAUGCUGGAGGCCAUAGAAACUAAAGAUGAUAAUCCUGUGAAGCCCUGCAUAAUUGCUGAAUGUGGAGAACACAAAGCAGGAGAUGAGUGGGGGAUCGCUCCGAACGAUGGCUCGGGAGACUUAUAUCCAGAUUUCCCCGAGGAUUCAGAUGUGGACUUUAAAGAUACGGAUAAAGUCUUGCCUGUGGCAGAGGAUAUCAAGAAUAUUGGAAAUAACUUCUUUAAAGCUCAGGAGUGGCAGUCUGCCAUUAGAAAGUAUUCAAAAGCUCUCAGGUACUUAGAACACCAUGGCAACAUUAUAGACGAUGAAAAUGAUGAUAGUGUCCAAAAGAAACUGGAGCCAACAGCCCUGAGCUGCAUUCUCAACACUGCUGCUUGCAAACUUAAACUAAAGCUCUGGCAAGAAGCGAUUGCAAGCUGUGAUGAGGCCUUGCAGCUGAACCAGACAAACACUAAAGCGCUGUUCAGAAGAGCUCAGGCCUGGCAGGGACUGAACGAAUUUAAUAAAGCCAUGAUCGAUUUGAAGAAAGCACAGGAGAUUGCACCAGGUGACAAAGCGAUUGGAAACGAAAUGCUGAAAGUGAAGCAGCAAGUGAAGGAAGAGAAGGAGAAAGAAAAGAAGAUUUAUGCCAAAAUGUUUGCAUAAAAGAAACCGCCUUGACCUCGAGCCUCACUGAUCUACCUGCGUAUCUUUACUUGCUUUACACCUGGUUUAUAAACCGUUAUGCUUUCUUCUCUGUGCAGUUUGGAAAGAGAUAUUUAACAUCUGUACUGUGUGUAACAAAUGAGUUUUUGUCUGUGAGUGAUGAAACAAAACUUUCUGUGUAUUUGAAGUAAGCUGAUGUUAGGGUUACCGUGACUGCUGUGCAAAGGUUUGGUACAUUUUGAGGUGACCUUUAAGAUUGCAUCUGCUUUAUUUCAUUUUUUGGUCCCUGCAUUUGUCUUAACUGUUGUACGUUUAUGUGAGAGAAACUCUUUAAUCAAAAUUUGUUUAAUUUUUCACACUUUGUAGAGUGUAAGGUGUAAACUUGUACUACAGCAAACCAGCAGAUUAAAACCAUUCAUUUAUUUUUACCAUU
Messenger RNA from Misgurnus anguillicaudatus (oriental weatherfish), 1473 nucleotides. The record is from RefSeq and is a predicted model, not a curated record. NCBI's taxonomy places the organism in Eukaryota, Metazoa, Chordata, Actinopteri, Cypriniformes, Cobitidae.